Prorocentrum cordatum is the source of this 1232-nucleotide messenger RNA. The record is from the annotation of a GenBank genome assembly. NCBI's taxonomy places the organism in Eukaryota, Dinophyceae, Prorocentrales, Prorocentraceae.
AGAGCGUGGACAGCGACAAGUCAUGAACACACUAACAGAGCUACAUGAUUUUUGGCUCCUUGAGGGCCUCCUGGAGAGAGUCUUGGGGAUAUGUUGGGGCCUGUUAGAGUCUUGGGGAUCUGUCUCAAGCCUCUAAACCCCUAUUCUCAUACUCCCUCUUACCCGGCCGCUGCCGCCAUGGCGUGCCAGUCGAUGAAGGGCGACAUCUUGAAAGCGCCCAGCGAGAUCACGAACCGGAUGCAGGACAGCUACGAGUGCGAUGAGGCGCAGAGCAAGUGCGGCGUGCUGACGCUGCAGUACCGUAUCGAGUACGGUCUUGUGACGAACUGGGACGACAUGGAGAAGCUCUGGCACCACACGGUCUGCAACGAGCUCCGCGUGGCCCCAGAGGAGCACCCAGUGCCCCUCACCGAGGCGCCCCUGAACCUCAAGCCAACUCGCGAGCGUACGACCCAGCUCAUGCUCGAGACCUUAACCGGGCCGACGAUUUACGCGGCGUUCCAGGCGGCGCCCAUUCUGCACGCCUCCGGCUGCACAGCCAGCAUUGUCAGGGACUCCGGUGAUGAUGUGACGCACGCGGUGCCCAUCUACGAGGGCCACGCCUUGCCGCGCGCCAUCCUGCGCCGCGACCUGGCCGGCCGCAACCUCACGGACUACUUGGUACGAUUCCUCACUGAGUGCGGCUCCUCCUUCACGAUUACAGCUGAGCGCGAGGUCGAGCGCGACGUCAAGGAAAAGCUCUGCUCCGGCCCCCUCGACGUCGACGCUGAGAUGAAGACUGUCGCAGAGAGGUCUGACAAGGAGAAGACGUACGAGCCUCGGGUCGGCAGCAUCAUCACCGUGUACAACGUGCUCUUCCGCUAUCCCGAGCUGCUCUUCCGGCCCAGCUCCGUCGGCAGAGAGGCCAGCGGAGUCCACGAUGCCGUCCUCCAGGACUUGGGUUAGACGUGCACAAAGGCUUGCACGACUGGGGUGACCAGCAGCACGACGUCGAGCAGCUUGCCGACGAGCCUGGUUGGUGAGCUGGGCGCCCUCGCAUCGGCCACGCGGCCGGGACAAGCAUACAAGGUAGUAGCAGGAGUUUCAGCGGCUGGGGAGGCCCCGAACGCUCGGCUCGAGCGUGCAGUCGCCCUCCUCCCCUCCCUCCUCCCUCCUUCUGCUGUGCCUUCCGCUCCCUCUCUCCCCGCCUCUGUUUCAAGCCCGUGGCUAUGCCAGGUGCCUCGGCACGCCUC